Molecule: messenger RNA, 4756 nt
Organism: Spirodela intermedia
Lineage: Eukaryota; Viridiplantae; Streptophyta; Magnoliopsida; Alismatales; Araceae
Source: the annotation of a GenBank genome assembly
AUGGAGAUGGCCGGAGACAAGACCGAUAAGAAGGGGGGGUUGACCAGGUACCAGAAGAGCUACUUCGACGUGCUGGGGAUAUGCUGCUCCUCCGAGGUUCCCCUCGUAGAGAAGAUCCUCAAGUCUCUGCCCGGCGUCCUCACCGUCUCCGUCAUCGUCCCCUCCCGGACCGUCAUCGUCGUCCACGACGCCGCCCUCGUCUCCCAACUGGACAUAGGUCGAACACAUGAACUCACUCGAUUCACUGUCAGUUGACGAGGGGUUAGACGGUCUCGUUCCUUGGCGAGCACUGACACGCACUCUCUGUUCGAUCAGUGAAGGCUCUCAACCAGGCGAGGCUGGAGGCGACGGUCCGGCAGUAUGGCAAGGCCAAGGGCGUCCGGCAUUGGCCGAGCCCUUACACCAUCGCUUGCGGCGUGUUGCUGGCCCUCUCCUUCUUGAAGGUGUUCUACCAUCCUCUCAAGUGGCUCGCCGUGGCAGCAGCGGCCGCCGGUCUUCCUCCGAUCAUCCACAGGGCCCUCGCCGCCGCCCGGAGGCUCACCCUCGACAUCAACAUUCUCAUGCUGAUCGCAGGUACGAACGGCGGCACCUCCACCUACCCUUCCGCCGUCGUGACGGCGACACCUCCUCGUGCCUGAAGUAAAGCUCAUUCGCGAAGUGGGAUUCCUUUAUCCACCCACCCAGUCUGCGGCUCUUUGUCACACCCAACUGAGCCAGUGUGUCUACGCGGGGAUCACUAACCAGCCGUCUUUCCGUGGUCUAAUGUGCAUGUGCGUUAAGUGGGUGGGUCCAUCGCCUUGAAGGACUAUUGGGAGGCGGGCUCCAUCGUCUUCCUCUUCACUAUUGCCGAGUGGCUCGAGUCCAGAGCCAGCUAUAAGGUCAGUGCCGGCCCUCUCUCUCUCUCUCUCUCUCUCUCUCUCCCAAUCAGCCUGGACAUCGGACAACUUUGCGCUGAGAUGUGGCGCUAAAUUAUUGAAAACUUUGCAGUUGCCUAGAUGUAAAGUUAAUUUAUUCACGAUGUUUAAGAAAAGUUUGGGCUCCUUUGGUCCCUGUAACAUUUUGCGGACGCGUCGUGCUUUUUCAGGCCACAUCGGUGAUGUCGGCGCUGACGAGCAUGUCGCCGUCGAAGGCCGUCCUGGCCGGCACUGGCGAGGUGGUGGAUUCGAGCACGGUCGAAGUCGACAGCGUGCUGGCCGUCAAGGCCGGUGAGGUCAUCCCCAUCGACGGCAUCGUAGUUGACGGGCGGAGCGAGGUGGACGAGAGCAGCCUGACGGGGGAGUCCUUCCCGGUCGCCAAGCAGCUCGGCUCCCAAGUCUGGGCCGGCACCCUUAAUAUCAAUGGUGAUCUCCCCUACCCGGCCGAACUCUGACGUCUUCUUCCUCUGAGACCUUUCACUGGGGCUUUUGGGGAUUGGAGGGUGAAAGUGUAUCCUCUCCAAUGGCGCAGGCUACCUCAGCGUGAAGACGACCGCUCUGGCGGAGAAUUCCGCGGUGGCGAAGAUGACAAAGCUGGUGGAAGAAGCUCAGAAUGCCAAGUCGAAGACGCAGCGGGUGGUAGACUCCUGCGCCAAGUAUUACACGCCGGGUAAGCUUCUCAUAUUAUAUAAUCUUCGUCCUGAUAUUCCAGGAGGCUGGGUAUUUGAUGUGAGCCGCCACAACGGUCUGAUCUUCGGCUGCAAUGCAGAAAUCUCUCAUUGCCGUGAUAAUCUUGGAUGGAAAUAAACGAUCUGAUAUAAUUUCGCCGAUGUCGCAGGUCUGGUGCUGAUGGCAGCGCUCCUCGCCAUCCUUCCUCUGGCGUUGAAGCUCAACGACGUCAAGCGCUGGCUCCGUCUCGCCCUGGUCCUUUUGGUGAGCGCAUGCCCCUGCGCACUCGUCCUCUCCACGCCGGUGGCGACCUUUUGUGCCCUCACCAGCGCCGCCAGGUCGGGCCUCCUGGUGAAGGGGGGAGAUUUCCUGGAGACGCUCGGCAGGGCCAAGGUUGUGGCCUUCGACAAGACCGGGACCAUCACCAGGGGCGAGUUUAUCGUCGUUGACUUCCACCCGGUCAGCACUGACGUCAGUAAGGAGUCGCUUCUCUACUGGUAAGAACAAAUCGUAGGGUCAACCCGGAGAGCAGUUAGUCGAACUAUGUUCGGCUGAGAGUGGGAAAGUUCCUUUCCUUUCAGGGUAUCCAGCGUCGAGAGCAAGGCCAGUCAUCCCAUGGCAGCUGCCUUGGUUGACUUCGCUCGCUCGAAUUCCGUGGAGCCGAAGACAGAAAGGGUGAGCGAGUUCCAGAUAUUCCCUGGGGAAGGCAUUUACGGAGAGAUUGAUGGGAGGUCCCUGUACAUUGGAAACCAGCGAAUUGCGGCGAGGACCGGGUGUGCAGCAGGUAGAAGAAGAUGAUAUUCAUCUUAUUUUCGUGUAUCUCCUGCAAAUGGGACCCUCGCGUGUUGGUUUUGAAUUCGUUCAGUCCUGCGGCAGAUCUAGGCGUGGGGAAGGAUAUGAGAGGAGCCACGGUUGGCUACGUCUUCUCCGGUGCCGAGCUUCUGGGGAUAUUCAGCCUCACCGACACCUGCCGGACCGGGGUGGCGGAGGCCAUUAGAGAGUUGCACCGCUUGCGGAUUAAGACGGCGAUGCUCACUGGGGACAGCUGCGCCGCGGCCAUGUUCGCCCAGAAGCAGGUCUGGGACAACGAUCCAGUCGCUGCGGCAUUCACAUAAAAACCGCUCCGUUUCCAUACCAUCUCCUGACGAUGCGGCCUUCAUUUUCUUUUCAUCCUCUGAUUGGUGCAGUUGGGGAAUGCUCUGGGCGUCGUUCACGCAGAGCUCCUGCCUGAAGACAAGGUGAGAAUUCUGAAGGAACUCAGGGGCAAAGAAGGCCCCACGGUGAUGGUCGGAGACGGGAUGAACGACGCGCCGGCGCUGUUGACGGCCGACGUGGGGAUCUCGAUGGGCAUAUCGGGCUCCGCCGUGGCCAUGGAAACUAGCCACAUAACCUUGAUGUCCAACGACGUCCGGAAGAUCCCCGAGGCCAUAAGGCUCGGCAGGAGGACUCGUCGCAAGAUCAUCGAGAACCUCGUGUUGUCGGUGGCGACGAAGGCCGCCAUCCUCGCCCUAGCGCUCUCCGGGCACCCGCUGCUGUGGGCGGCCAUCGUCUCCGACGUCGGCACCUGCCUACUCGUCAUCUUCAACAGCAUGCUACUGUUGAAUGCGACGAGGCACGGGAAAGCAGGCAGAUGCCGCAGAUCGUCCCACAAGGGGCAUGCACAUGGCAAUAUCGGUGCUCACCACCACGGCCGGGAUGUUUGCAGAACCCCGCACCACGGCAUCGAAGCAACUGGUGCGAGCAGGGAGUGCUGCUCGCACCAUGGAGGUCGCUGUGGUGGGACUAAGGAUGGCACGGAAGAAGUGAAAUGCUCGAGAGACGAUCUCCGCAUUCCCGAGCACGGGUGGCGCAUCAACUUGGCCCCUCUUCUCUGCCCCACCAGCUUCAGCCAUGACCAUGCCCACGAGAGCUGCUCCAACCACAGCCGCGGCCAUAGCCAUCUCCAUGACUGCUGCUCCGACCGCGGUCAUGUCCAUAGCCACGUCCACGACCAUUGCUCUGACGGUACCCAAGUCCAUAGCCACGUCCACGACCAUUGCUCCGACAGUACGCAAACUCAUAGCCACGUCCACGACCAUUGCUCUGACGGUACCCAAGUCCAUAGCCACGUCCACGACCAUUCGUCUGACGGUACCCAAGACCAUAGCCACGUCCACGACCAUUCGUCUGACGGUACCCAAGACCAUAGCCACGUCCACGACCAUUCGUCUGACGGUACCCAAGACCAUAGCCACGUCCACGACCAUUCCUCUGACGGUACCCAAGUCCAUAGCCACGUCCACGACCAUUGCUCCCAGAGAGCCCAAGUCAAUAGCCACGUCCAUAUCGAUUGCCCCAAUCACAGGGACGUCCGUGACCAUGAUCAUCACGUCCAUCGCCAUGAUCACGACCACUCCCCCGACCACUGCCACACCCAUGGACCUCGCCCUGAUCAAAGAGACGGCCAUGCCUUUGACGAUAGCCCCAGUCAUAGACAUCAGAAUGAUUACUCCGCCCAAAGCUGCCGCGUCCAAAGACCUCAACGCGGUCAUUUAUCCAACCACAGCCAUGACAGUGACAAUUACCCAGACCACAGAGGCCCCUACAGUCGCGAACAUGGGGAUUGCUCCAGCUGCAGCCAUGCCCGCAAAGACGAUCAAGACAAUGGUCCAGACCGCAGCCAGGAUCAUGAGAACGGCUCCGACAACUCCCAGGCCCAUCGCCCAGACCACAGCUGCUGCGUCCAUUGCCAUGACCAAGACCAACAUCACGAAGCAAGAGUCAGUCUGGAGGAGACCAAUGAAUCACGCAACGGCCGCACGGCUAGAGUUAUCUGGAACGAUGGAGAUUCUGGGCGUAACGAGGUCCGAUCCGCUAUAACCUCCAACAAGUACGGCGCUCAAGGGCGGCUUCACAGGGGCCCUUACCAGGAGGAAGAGAAGACGGCAGUCGAUCUCUGCGCCCACCGGCAGGACGAAGUCGAGUGCUUGCGCUACAUCGCCUGCGAUAAGCCUGCCGCGUUCACCACAGUAAGCCCUCCCCGCAACAUCUGCCUCUGCGGGAACUUCCAUAGACGAUAUCAUGGCGGAAGCUGCAGGAGCGUCGCCGGGGCCCUCUCCUGGAGCCCCCAAGGAAGUGGCAGAGACCUGGGUGGCGGCGGAUUGCCGCAAUGGAAGGAGAUAGUCACCGAGUAG